Entamoeba dispar SAW760 is the source of this 1320-nucleotide messenger RNA. RefSeq lists its product as uncharacterized. The transcript has a single exon. The coding region runs from base 1 to 1320 and encodes 439 amino acids. The record is from RefSeq and is a predicted model, not a curated record. Gene Ontology annotation, molecular function: ammonia-lyase activity. NCBI's taxonomy places the organism in Eukaryota, Evosea, Mastigamoebida, Endamoebidae.
AUGAAAAAGCAAAUAAAUAAAGAUUUAGAAGAAAAUAAAGAAGAAGAAUUUGUAUAUUUAAUAGAUGGGUUUACAAUGACACCUCAAUAUCUUAUUAAGGGAUGUAAAAAAUCACAUCAGAUAUAUCUUCAUCCAACAUGUUUAGAAAGUAUUCCUCAAAUAUCAGAAGAUACAAAUAUUAAUAUUUUAGAAAAAUUUAAUGAACAAUUAGAUGGAUGUUCUGAAGAAAUACUUUCUCCAUUUAAAACAAGAGGUAUUUUAUUAUUAAAAAUGAAUGCGAUUUGUAGAGGAAAUACUCCAGUACAAUAUGAAACUAUUAAACUUCUUCAAGAACUAUAUCAAAAAGAUAUUCUUCCAAUUAUUCCAUUAAAAACAAAAAGAAGUAUUUGUAACAAUACAUAUCAUAUUGCUGCUAUAGGAAAAGUACUUAUUGGAGAAGGAGAAGUUCUUUAUAAUAAUGAAAAAAAGAUGACAUUUGAAGUAUUUGAGAAAUUACAAAUUAAACCUAUUAAAAUGAAAAUUCCUGAAUAUAAAGCAUUUUUAGAAGGAAAUGAAAUGAAUAUUUUAACAAUUAUUAAUGGAAAUAUUAAAAUAUGGAAUUGUUUUAAUGCAUUAGUUCUUGGAGUAUUUUUUGGGUUAAUUGCAAAUAACAAAAUAACACAACCAGUAGAAUCUUCAUUUUUUAAACAAUUUACUAUGAAAGGACCAUCAAGAUUAGUUAAUUUAACUAAAAAACUAUUCAGAGAAAUAAAAGAAAAAGAAAAUAAAGGAAUUUAUCAAAUCCAAACAGAUGCAACAGUAGUUGAUUUUAUUUGUUCAUUUGGUAGAAUACUUGAAAUUUUAAUUCUUAAUAAAGAAAUGAUUGAAAUAGAAUUAAAUAGUGUUAGAGAUCAAUGUUUUGUAGUUCAAAGAAAAGAAGAUAUUGGUAUAUCAACACCAUUAUGGGGAUGUGGAAGUUAUAGUGGAAUUGUUGCAUAUCAAAUUACAGGAGUUAUUAAAGAAUGUAUUUUAUUAGCAAAACGUUAUUCUAACUUAGUUGAUAUUUCUAUUUGUAUACCAGAAGAAAAGAAAGAAGAAGAAAUUAUAGAAAGUCCUUAUGAAAAUUGUUUAGUUCAAUUAAAAAUAAGAAUUGAAGAACUUUGUAAAGUUGUUGAGAAUUAUUAUAUUGGUGUUAUACAAUUAAAUAAAAAAGUAAUAGAAAAAACACCAAUAAAUAAUCUUUUUAUUGAAAUUAAAUCAAUAGAAAUUUCAAUAUUAGGUGAUUCUAUUAAAUAUGGAGAUAUUGAUAAAAUUAUUAAUGAAUAUCAUUUUAAUUUUUAA